AUGCCUUCGAAGUUUGACAUAGAACCGUCCACACUAUCAAGUCUGCACGAUCCCAAGUCCUUGCGGGUUCUUCAGAGGGAGUGUGGUGGUAUCGAUGCCCUAGUCGAUAGUCUAGCCUCCAACGAGUCGCUAGGGUUAGACCCUCUUCUCCCAGAUGAAGAUGAAAGAAUCGAGAGAUACGGAGAGAACAUACUGCCACUCAAAAAGACAGCCUCCUUGUUGAGGCUGCUCUUCGAAGCAUUCAAAGACAAAAUUCUGAUUCUCUUAUCUGUGGCUGCUGUGAUCUCACUGGCAUUAGGUCUAUAUGAAACUUUCGGGCAAGACCCUGAACAUGAUGCUGAAGGGAGAGAGAUCCCCAAAGUGGAAUGGAUUGAAGGAGUAGCAAUCAUCGUUGCUAUUGCUGUGGUUGUGGUUGUUUCUGCUCUCAACGAUUGGCAAAAAGAGCGCCAGUUUUCCAAAUUGAAUGCGAUGAAAGACGAAAGGGAAGUCGUUGUGUUCCGAGGUGGUGCCAAGACAGUCAUUUCAAUUUACGAUGUACUUGUGGGUGACAUCUUAUCGGUGGAAACUGGUGACGUCGUUCCUGUCGACUGUGUUUUAAUUCAUGGAUCCUGCGAGACCGAUGAAUCUGCGUUAACAGGUGAAACUCAUACUAUCAGAAAGGUUGCUGCAGACCAGGCCUUGAAAUGGUAUAACGAAAACAUCCCUGAAGAUUCUGAAAUUGAUAUUGGUGAUCAGAAACAUAUACCAGACCCCUUCUUGCUAUCUGGUUCUAAACUGUUAUCAGGGAUGGGUAGAGCUCUAGUUACCUCGGUUGGUCCGAACUCCAUACAUGGUAAAAUUUUGGCCUCUUUGCAAGUCGAUACCGAAGAAACUCCGUUGCAAAUGCGUCUAUCCAACCUAGCUGACGGUAUUUCAAAGUUUGGUUUCCUCGCUGCUCUGAUUUUGUUUAUCAUUUUGUUGAUCAAGUUUUUGGCUAAUCUGGCUCCAGGAAGACGAUUCCAUGAUAUCUCUGCUGCUCUGAAGGGAUCGCACGUCGUGGAUAUUUUGAUCACCGCUAUAACUGUGAUUGUUGUGGCAGUUCCUGAAGGUUUACCACUUGCUGUGACUCUGGCCUUGGCCUUUGCUACUACUAGAAUGGCCAAAGAUUACAACUUAGUAAGGGUUUUGCGCUCUUGUGAAACAAUGGGUACUGCUACAGCUAUUUGUUCCGAUAAAACUGGAACCUUGACUGAAAAUAGAAUGCGUGUGGUUAGAGGAUUGAUGGGUAAUAUCUCUUUUGAUUCCUUAGAAGGAUGUCACAAGGAAGUUUCUCAACUUUCUGACAAGCUGUCAAAAAAUAUAAAAACCAACAUUCUGAUUAAUUCUACUGCUUUCGAAAACGUGCACGAGGACGGUGAUGUUGCAACUCUUACCAGCCAUUCAACCCUUCGCCAUCAAUCCUUUUGGUCCAAACUUCCUUUCUUCAAAAAGAAGCCUAACUUUGGAAUGUUUGGAUCUUCUGAGCACUUCAUUGGUUCCAAGACUGAAUGUGCUAUGUUGUUAUUUGCUAAAGAUGAUCUUCGUGCAUUGGAUGAUUGUUCUUUAGAAGUUAUUCGUCAAAUGCAAGAACCAUCAAUUGUUCAAGUCAUACCUUUUGACAGUGCCCGCAAAUGGAGUGGAGUUGUUGUGAAACAAAAAGAAGGAUUAUACACUUUCUACAUCAAAGGUGCCUCUGAAAUUGUACUUUCUCGAUGUGUAUCUAGAUGUACUGUUGAUGGAACAGUUACGAGGAUUUCCACCAGCAUUAAGUCAUCUUUGGAAUCAUUAAUCACAGACUAUGCUUCUGACGCUUUGAGAACGAUCUCUUUGGCUCACAGAGAUUUUGAGGUUACCAAUUGGCCACCUCAAAAGUAUGUCACCGUUGACGAAACAGUUGCCGAUCCUGAUUUACUCUUUGGUGACGUCGUUGAUGACUCUUCGAGAAAUUUUGCUUCUAAUGGAAAAACAGAUACUGUCCCUGCCAUUGUCAUACAAAAUGACGAGUCUUCAUCUUCUGACUCAGGGCUUACACUUGACGGUAUUGUUGGUAUUCAAGAUCCUUUAAGACCUGGUGUACCUGAGGCUGUCCUUCAAUGUAAAAAGGCAGGAGUUACGGUGAGAAUGGUCACUGGUGACAAUUUGAUUACGGCGAAGGCGAUUUCAUCCAACUGUAACAUUCUUCCUAAAAAUAGGUUAGAUGACCCCACUGCAGUUAUGGAAGGUCCAGCGUUCCGAAAGCUUUCUGUAGCAGAGCGUCACGCAAUCGUUCCAUCUCUCUGCGUGCUAGCUCGAUCCUCACCUGAUGAUAAAAGGUUAUUAGUGGAGACUUUGAAGGACCAACGUGAAGUUGUUGCGGUUACUGGUGAUGGUACUAAUGACGCUCCAGCCUUGAAAUUGGCAGAUGUUGGUUUUUCUAUGGGACGCUCUGGAACAGAAGUUGCUCGUGAAGCAUCUGACAUCAUUUUGAUGACCGAUGAUUUUACUGCCAUUGUGAAUGCCAUUAAGUGGGGAAGAACUGUGUCUACGUCUAUUCGAAAGUUUAUCCAGUUCCAGCUGACUGUUAACGUUACUGCUGUGGUGCUAACUUUUGUUUCUGCCGUUGUUUCUGAAGAAGGUAAGUCCGUUCUUACUGCGGUUCAGUUGCUGUGGGUCAACCUGAUUAUGGAUACUUUGGCAGCUUUAGCGUUGGCCACUGACAAGCCUGAUGAUAGCUUCCUGGAUCAAAAGCCAGCUGGAAGACAUGCUCCAUUGAUCUCAGUUUCUAUGUGGAAGAUGAUUAUUGGCCAAUCGACAUUGCAACUGAUUAUCACUUUCACAAUAUAUUUUGCAGGGGAGAGAAUAUUCUUCGAUUCGGAACCAACUGAUCACCAAGUUUCGCAAAUUCAUGCCUUAACUUUCAACACUUUUGUCUGGCUACAAUUUUUCAAACUUUGGGUAACACGGAAGUUAGAUGAAGCUGACGAUUUGACUACUGUGAGGAGUAGGAUUACUGCGAGAAAUCUUAAUUUCUUUCAACAUUUCUUCAGGAAUUGGUACUUUUUGUCCAUUGCUGCUAUAAUAGGUGGUUUACAGAUUUUAAUUAUGUUCGUUGGUGGUGCAGCAUUUUCGGUUACUCGUCAAACGGGUGCUCAAUGGGCUACAGCUUUGAUAUGCGGAGCACUGGCUUUGCCGUGGGGUAUUCUCAUUAGAAUUAUUCCCGACGUCUGGGUUGUAAAAUUAUUCCCCACAAGAGCAUUCCACUUUUUAGUCCGGAUUAUAUCACUAGGGAUGUUUAACCUAGGUAAGAAUAAACGACAAGAACCACUUUCUUUCGGAGGCCAAAACACGGAACUACAGUACCUUUCUCCAUUCGAAAGAGCCAAGGAUGGACUAUCUAAAUUAUCUCUGGGAUCGCAUGAGUCUUUACCAUUGAAUCCUUUCAAAUGGAGAUCAAGAUCCAGUUCAUCAGCUAACUCUACAUUGAUCAAUUUGUCUUCAAGAGGAAGCAGCGCCAGUGAUAUUGAACAUACUACAGCCACAGGAUUGGCCACAAUGGUGCCCACUGUGGUAGGUGGAGCUGUUGCCGGCUGGCAUCCCGAUGUGUGGAAGGCAAGCCCCAAAGAAAGCUUUAGAGAGGAUGAAAACGAAAUUAGUGAUUCAUCCAGGUAG
Messenger RNA from Komagataella phaffii GS115, 3666 nucleotides. RefSeq names its product Calcium-transporting ATPase. Gene Ontology annotation, cellular component: membrane; intracellular membrane-bounded organelle. Gene Ontology annotation, biological process: calcium ion transmembrane transport; intracellular calcium ion homeostasis. The record is from RefSeq and is a predicted model, not a curated record. The coding region runs from base 1 to 3666 and encodes 1221 amino acids. Gene Ontology annotation, molecular function: ATP binding; ATP hydrolysis activity; P-type calcium transporter activity. The transcript has a single exon. NCBI's taxonomy places the organism in Eukaryota, Fungi, Ascomycota, Pichiomycetes, Pichiales, Pichiaceae.